GCAGAUCACUCCGGCUCGCUCCCCCAGCAUGUUUCAGAAAUGUGGUAGGUUAUUCUACAGGAACGAUGGCUGCAACGAACUCGGAACAUCUCUGGGAAUCUGGACGCGUGAUAUCCUUCGAAUCACGGAGAAGUUGUUACUGAUUUGGCUAUAACUACUGUAUUCAACUAAAUAAAGAAUAAGUAUCGUCUGGGCUGGCGCGCGGGUUUGUUUUGUUUCUGCGUGGCGAAUGUUAACGAUAGCUAGCUAACUAAGCAGCACAGUAUCAAGCUAGCGAGUCAAUAUUGUGACAUUGUAGCUAAUCUAGCUAGCUAACACCUAGGUUGUUUCUAGCUUGGUACUCAGUAUAGUGGGAGCUGGUGUGUAGGUAAUGUUCUCCGUACUUUCAUACGGUAGACUGGUUGCCAGAGCAGUAAUUGGCGGACUCUCUCAAACGGAUAGCCGCGACUACAGCCUGGUAACAGCAAGCUGCGGGUUUGGGAAGGAUUUUCGGAAGGGUAUCUUGAAGAAAGGGAUGUGCUACGGCGACGACGCUUGCUUCAUUGCCCGACAUAAAUCUGCCGAUGUUUUGGGUGUGGCAGAUGGAGUGGGUGGUUGGAGAGACUACGGUGUGGACCCAUCACAGUUUUCAGGGACCCUUAUGAAGACCUGUGAGCGGCUGGUAAAGGAGGGGCGCUUCGUUCCAAGCAACCCUGUGGGCGUCCUCACAAGCAGCUACUAUGAGCUCCUACAGAACAAAGUGCCUCUGCUGGGUAGCAGCACGGCCUGUAUCGUGGUGCUGGACCGGCAGAGCCAUCGGCUGCACACUGCUAACUUGGGAGACUCAGGCUUCCUGGUGGUGCGGGAAGGAGAGGUGGUGCACCGCUCUGAUGAACAGCAGCACUACUUCAACACCCCCUUUCAGCUCUCUAUCGCCCCACCCGAGGCAGAGGGGGCCGUCCUCAGUGACAGUCCCGACGCUGCAGACAGCUCCUCCUUCGAUGUCGAGUUGGGGGACAUAAUUCUCACAGCCACAGACGGCCUCUUCGACAACAUGCCCGACUACAUGAUCCUACAGGAGCUGAAAAAACUCAAGAACACCAACUAUGAGAGUAUCCAGCAGACAGCCAGGAGCAUUGCAGAGCAGGCCCAUGUUCUGGCAUACGACCCCAACUACAUGUCGCCUUUUGCACAGUUUGCCUGUGACAAUGGACUGAAUGUAAGAGGAGGAAAGCCAGAUGACAUCACCGUGUUGCUGUCAAUAGUGGCAGAGUACACAGACUAGAGACUGUAUUGAGGCUAGGAGGGGAAUUCGGAGUUUCCUCUUGCCAUCUGUCUCUUGAAGAUGUCAGACUGCUUUGAUUCCUGCUGGCGGGGAUUAGGGACUAAUGUUGGUGGCUGACUGAGCCCACCUUCGGCCCCCUGAGAUAAUCAGUCCUCCAGGACUCAAUCAGGCCUAUUUCUCAGAUGGAACACUGACAAUACAUGCACUGAUGUCACCACCAUCAGAACUGAGUGUUAAUCUUUAAUAGUCUGAAUGGAUAAAUAAAGCAUAGGGUUAAGUUCUGACGUCUCUGGUUAGAAUACCUGCUGCAAAGUAUCUAUCUGGGAAAUGUCCCAGUUGUCAUUGACCUAAUCCCCGUUCAGUGGGAUGAAGGACAUCAGCAUGUUGGAGAUGAGGCUCUGGCUCUCACAUUAUUUUUGGACUUGGAGCAAAGCUCAGGAUGGAGAGAGAGGAGAGAAAAAAGGUGGUCAGUAUUAGCCAGUCAAAAGUGAAUGAGCGUCAGAAUUGAAAAUCUGUGAAUCAUGCCAAUGAGGGUUAAUCACAGGAACCGAGCUGAUUCAAGACGGGAAGUAGGAUCAUACCAUCAAGUCGAAACGAUAGGGCCACGAAAACGUAACUUUUACAUUGACUCACAUUAACCACAAAAACAAACAAUUAAAAGACGUUGAAGGGCAAAAGAAAUAUGCGGGUAUAAGGGCAUGCAUCAUUGUGAUAUUAAAGGAUGUUAGAAUGUUUUGGUAGAUCUUUGCUAUUUUAAGUUGUUUGACUGAUCUAAGGAGUUGUAUGAAGACUAGGUGCAGUUGCCACAUACUUUGCCAUAUCAGUACAAUUUGGGUCAAACACAGACCAAGUUUAUCAUUUCUAAGGAUGUGAAAUGGUCAAAUUGCUUUUUUCUUUAUGGCUUGACGUUUCUGUCAAACCUGUUCUCUGACCCCUGCUGCGACAUAAAGAGUGAGUGUGACUGCAAGUGAUGUUGAAGGUUAUUAUGUGUGAUAGAGUAACCUCUAGUCUGUCGCGUGUCAGAUGUUUAUAUUGUGUACAUGCGGAAUGGAUGGUUUUUAUGUAGGCUACACCGCUUUUUUAAAUAUCCACUGGGACGCAGUGGUAAUAACCAUUUACGCACAAAGUUAAAGAAAGCAUAUCUGAACGUUCACAGUGGACGUUGGUCAAGUGACCAAGCAGAUAUCAAUUUAUUUCUGCUUUGGUUUGAUGCGGUGGGAAUCUGUACUGAUCUCAGUUUCAGUUUAGCUUCAGGAAAAAGUGUCACAAUCAGAAUUUCUCAGUUGUCCUCGCUGUAAAGCUCCAAUGGCACAUUUGAUGACGUCUUAUGGAUCAGGUCACUAGUGUUUUUAUUUAAUUUAACCGGUUUUCAUUUUCUUUUUUGCUGUAGUCAAAAAUGUGCACUUUGCAUUUACAACAUAACUCAUGUGCAGAAACAUUUUAAGUGACAUUUCCUUUGUAAAGGAAAAUUCCACCACAAAGUAGUCAAUUGUUUAAAUUGUCCCGAAAUGUAUUGCUUGUAAGCAAUCAAGUUUAAGAUAAUUAACUUAAAAAAUUAAAAAACAUCACUUGAUGCAAAACACAGAUUCAUAUGAUGCAAAAUGCAUCAUACAGGGAUGAUUUUGUAUUUUCAAAACUAUAUUGCUGACAAGAAAAACCUUUUGGGACUAUGAAACAAAUACCAAAAUAUUGUUUUUGGGUGAGGUUUCCUUUAACAUGUACUAUGUACAUGUUGAUUUAUGGAGCUGAUGUGCCUUGUAUCAGAUGUUAUUGAUAGUGGCAAAAUUGUGUAUCAUAUUGUUCCCUAAACCCCACACUGUGUCAGAUAUGGAGACAGAGUAGAAAUGGACAAGUAGCCAUAUGAUUCACACUUACUUUUCCCAUCAUGCCCUGCUGUCUUAAUGCUUAAUCUGCGCCAUCUGAUGAGAGACCUCUCGUUCCCUUUCAAUGUGUUCAAUGCCUUUCACCAUGAGAAACAUUCAAAUUUGAAUGGCCAAGCUAUUUAUUUUUAAAAGGGGGGGUAAAGCAUGACAAAUGAUCUUAGAAUCUUUAAAGGCCCAAUGCAGCUGUUUUAUAUAAAUAUCAAAUUACUUCGGAACAAUUAAGUACAUUACUGUAAUAGAUUUCCAUAAAAAUUUGAAAAAAAUUGCUUUUUAGAAGUUUGGAACCCACAUUUCAGUUGUACAACUGACUAGGUAUCCCCCUUUCCCUUUCUUUGUUAUUAGUCUAUUAACCAAUUUACCGCAUGGUGAUUUUACCAUGGAAAGCCCAAACUCCUGCACAUGCAAAAUUGCUGAUUAUAAGCUGUGCAGAUUGUAUUUUCAACCAGAAACUAACUAUCAGGAAAAAUAACAAAAAAUCUCACUUUUACAGAGUUUCAUCAGCUAUGAUAUGAUAUAAUACACAGGAAAAAACAUUUUUGACUGUGUUGUACCCCUUAGGUUUUCUUUCUGUUGGUGUCAUGGUGUUCCCUCACUACAGGCUACUGUCCUGCUUCAAGGGCUCUCCCCUAACUAGGAAAAUAAUAUCUAUGCCGUUACUGACUGAUGUAGGGCUACCAGGUAAUGCCCUGCAUACAUUUCUUACUGCGCUGGGAGUUGAAACACACUUGCACUGGAUGGCCCAAAUGUUUUCACAAACAUGGCACUGUAGAGAUUGCCAAGAACCUCACCAGCCUUAAAAUACAAGCAAUUCUCCCUGUCAGACGGAACUAUAUCAGAGCUUCUCCAUGAUAUCCAUAUCCUGCUCCCCACUGACUUAGUGACCUGACCUGCCAGUUCCCCUGUUCUGUUGGCCAGUUCCAGACUUCAGUUAAUCGUGAGAGCUGCAUGUAACGUUAUCGAUAUUUUGUAUGUACAGUUCAACAAUGCAGAGACCCAGUUUCUGUUUAACAUGUUUUCAAAGCUGUAACAUAUUUCAAUAAAGUACAGUAUUUAUUA
This is a messenger RNA of Salvelinus fontinalis (brook trout), 4203 nucleotides long. Its product is annotated as protein phosphatase PTC7 homolog. The record is from RefSeq and is a predicted model, not a curated record. Bases 371 to 1264 code for a protein of 297 amino acids. The transcript is spliced from 6 exons. NCBI's taxonomy places the organism in Eukaryota, Metazoa, Chordata, Actinopteri, Salmoniformes, Salmonidae.